Messenger RNA from Acaromyces ingoldii, 1209 nucleotides. RefSeq lists its product as hypothetical. The transcript is spliced from 3 exons. The record is from RefSeq and is a predicted model, not a curated record. Lineage: Eukaryota; Fungi; Basidiomycota; Exobasidiomycetes; Exobasidiales; Cryptobasidiaceae. Gene Ontology annotation, biological process: cell differentiation; regulation of transcription by RNA polymerase II. Bases 1 to 1209 code for a protein of 402 amino acids. Gene Ontology annotation, molecular function: RNA polymerase II cis-regulatory region sequence-specific DNA binding; DNA-binding transcription factor activity, RNA polymerase II-specific.
AUGCUCCUCAGUCGACAAACGAGUCAAGUUUUGUCGCCGGACGGGCGUCUUCCUUAUCUUCCGGCAAUUCGCCCAGGUCCUCACAACAGCAUCAAGGCUGUCGAUUCGGCCGUCGACGUUGAUCGCAACGGCUUGCGACACACCAUCAAGCACGACGAAGGAAUGCUCCAAGUACGACAAGGAGGCAACGACGGUUGCGAAUCGCAUGUCUACCUCCAUGCAGGGCAGCAACAGCAGCGUCAAAACCACCCUUCGCAUCUUGACCAAGUUCAAACUCACAUCGAGCAGCACUUUGUGACACCAAUGCACCGCCCACCGAAUGUCCGUUCACCGCGGCCACCGUCGGGCCCCGCCAUUGCGCUCGAGGAUCAGUUCCCGUUUCUCAAAGACGGUCGAAAGAGGACGAGGAAGCUCCUUACGCCCGAGCAGACGCGAUUUCUUGAGUCAAUCUUGGAGAAGACGGCCUACCCUUCGACGGUGACGCGGAAUGCAGUCGCUUCGAUCCUCAAUGUCUCGCCACGAAAGGUCCAAGUGUGGUUUCAGAACAAACGACAAGGACACCGGAGGCAGACAAAUGCAUGCAACGGACAGAAGAGCUUCAGAGAUCCAUCGGACCGCGUCGAUGGCAUCCUUCAACGAGGCCCAAGGAGCAUCGAUGAUCAUUCCACAUGCCAUGAUGCCGCGCUGACGGCUUCCUCUCUGCCUGGACUCAAUAAGUCGGGAGUAGCACCUCAAAGUCAACGUAUGACGCAUACAUUCUGGGAUGAUCGCUUCUCUGAUCAAGGUCGUCAUCGUCAACAGCAACAGUACAUGGCCAGUCAAUCCAUGAAAUUCGACUCGGUAGACCACUCGCGGCGUCUCUACGGCGUCGAAUCGUCACCGCCCUCUCACACUAUUAGCCGAACUCGAUUCGACGUUUCGUCGGCCUCGUCGUCUUCGAGCUCUUCCCCGCCUUCUCCGUCGUACCAAGUCGAGCAUGAUAAAGAGCCGAGCUUCGCCCGACAAGAACAGCUGCCGGCCACGACAUUAGAGGCAAACAUUUUGCCUCCCAUCUUGGACUCGAGGCUGGCGUCUCGGGCACCUUCUCCCUCGACCGUGUUCAAGACAGGACAGAUAAGCGCCAGCACAAUCACAACGACACAGAACAGCUCGCCAUCGAAGUCUCCCUUGACUUUGCCCAGCGUCGCCGAGCUUCUCGCUUUGAGGUAG